CAAAAAUCGAAUCAGAUGUGGAAUACACAGGGAAUUUGGGGUUUUGUCAACCUCAACUCUCUGUGCUAUGAGGAGAUAGGGUAACAGCAUUAGUAGUACUGUGCAGUAUAAAGGGGUCUUUCUUCAUUGAAAGCGGGGGCAGAGUUUCCUGCUUUUAAGGUCUCGGCCGUCCUUGAGUACCGCACUGCCUUUUUUCAUCUCUGAGGAAAUUGGUGGCGCAUUUAGGUGAACAGAGGAAAGGAAAGGGGUAGGCAGAACAAGAGAUUUCGCUGGAGAUUUUGUCGAAAUUAUUAUUUCAGCGCAUUUAAAGCUCCCCUGCCAAAUCUUUGAACCCAGAAUUCUUAAAACUCUGCUUUUCCAUCUUUAUUUGUGUACUCACACUUCUGCCGUUCUCAACAUAAACAGGGGUUUUCAGAUCUACUAGGAUUUAGACGUGAGGAAACCAAGACAAUGUUGCCACAGAAGCAAGCAGAGGAAGCAAUAGUCUCCAACUUCAGCGAGGCAGAACAUGAACCCAAGGAGGAUGCGGAGAAGGGAGAAGAACAAAGUUCAAUGUUCAGUGUCAAGAGCCUGCUCUGGCACGGCGGUUCCGUCUGGGACGCCUGGUUCAGCUGCGCCUCCAAUCAGGUGGCGCAAGUGCUCUUAACACUCCCCUACUCUUUUUCCCAGUUGGGUAUGCUCUCCGGAAUUCUCCUCCAGGUCUUCUAUGGCUUAAUGGGAAGCUGGACUGCCUACCUCAUCAGUGUGCUCUAUAUUGAGUACAGAAGCCGCAAAGAGAAGGAAAACGUCAGCUUCAAGAACCAUGUGAUUCAGUGGUUUGAAGUACUUGAUGGAUUGCUGGGUCCAUAUUGGAAGGCAAUUGGUUUAGCCUUCAACUGUACUUUCCUCUUAUUCGGAUCUGUUAUCCAACUUAUUGCUUGUGCAAGUAACAUUUACUAUAUCAACGAUCAUUUGGACAAGAGAACAUGGACCUAUAUUUUUGGAGCCUGCUGCGCCACAACAGUGUUCAUACCCUCCUUCCACAACUACCGGAUUUGGUCUUUCCUUGGCCUUGGGAUGACCACUUAUACGGCGUGGUACAUGGCCAUCGCCGCCCUGAUCCACGGCCAGGCUGAGGGCGUCACCCACAGCGGCCCGACGAAGCUGGUGUUGUACUUCACCGGAGCCACCAAUAUCCUCUACACCUUCGGUGGCCACGCGGUCACUGUGGAAAUUAUGCAUGCCAUGUGGAAACCCCAGAAAUUCAAGUACAUUUACCUGCUGGCCACAUUGUACGUUUUUACCUUGACGAUCCCCUCCGCCGCUUCCGUUUACUGGGCCUUCGGAGACGAGCUGCUCAACCACUCCAACGCUUUCUCCCUCCUCCCCAAGACCGGAUUCCGCGACGCCGCUGUCAUCUUAAUGCUCAUCCACCAGUUUAUUACGUUUGGGUUCGCGUGUACUCCAUUAUACUUCGUGUGGGAAAAGGUGAUCGGAAUGCACGACACCAAGAGCAUAUGUUUAAGGGCAUUAGCCAGACUGCCCGUAGUAAUUCCAAUCUGGUUUUUAGCCAUAAUAUUCCCGUUCUUUGGACCCAUCAACUCCGCCGUCGGCGCCCUUCUAGUUAGCUUCACCGUCUACAUCAUCCCCGCCAUGGCCCAUAUGCUCACUUACAGAAAAGCCUCCGCUCGCCAGAAUGCUGCUGAGAAGCCACCGUUCUUCAUGCCAAGCUGGACAGCAAUGUACGUGUUUAACACCUUUGUGGUGGUGUGGGUUUUCGUGGUCGGAUUUGGCUUUGGAGGAUGGGCCAGCAUGACCAACUUCAUCAAGCAAAUUGACACGUUCGGGCUGUUUGCUAAGUGCUAUCAGUGCAAGCCUCCAACACCACCUGCCGGAGCACUGGCGGCGGCACCCCAUUGAAGCGACGGACAUCCUACUUAGAGAAGAACAGAAAACCAAGUGUCUCUGUAUCAUUCAUGGGGAGAGAUAGUAAUAUUUCCCCUACAUGCGAUGUGUGCUGGAUUUUGCCUUCUUUUUUUUUUUUUUUUUUUUUUUUUGGGGUUUAUUUAAUUUAGUUGAUAAAAUAGUAUGUUUGAAUUUGUUAUGAUUCCUUUGUUCUCAAAACACAGGCCUAAUUAAAUUAGAUAAUAUAGU
Rubroshorea leprosula is the source of this 2133-nucleotide messenger RNA. NCBI's taxonomy places the organism in Eukaryota, Viridiplantae, Streptophyta, Magnoliopsida, Malvales, Dipterocarpaceae. The record is from the annotation of a GenBank genome assembly.